Messenger RNA from Westerdykella ornata, 1617 nucleotides. RefSeq lists its product as uncharacterized. Bases 320 to 1552 code for a protein of 410 amino acids. NCBI's taxonomy places the organism in Eukaryota, Fungi, Ascomycota, Dothideomycetes, Pleosporales, Sporormiaceae. The transcript has a single exon. The record is from RefSeq and is a predicted model, not a curated record.
UCAAUCCAGACUCUGUGGGGAAGGUCAAAGCGAAUGCCCGCUUGCACCUUCCAUACGCCGAUCUGAGACGUUCUGGCGCGCUUCGGCCAGUUUACUGACGUCACUGCUUAAAGCGGCUGCGAUCCGCACGUCAUAACGACGCGUGAACGAGGGUUUGCUUCGGAAGGUACAAAACUGUGAUAUCUCCCUUCACUUUGGGUUCGUUCCAAUCAACUCAUCCACUUCCACUUUACAUCCAUUCCAUUCCAGGCGUCAUUUGUGAAUCUCUGUUACGUUUUCUCAUUUCCUGUAUUCCCAUCCUCACAUCCACACAUACACAAUGAUCCAAAGACGAAUUGCCUCGAGCGCCAGCUUCGUAGGCCGAUCAGCACGCCCCAUACCGCGCGUCUCCAACGUUCGUCCUCGCUUCCAAUCCUCCCGCUUCCAAUCCACGUCAUCAGGCUCCGGACCCAAUGCGGUCAAUUCAGGCUCACCCGCAGUCGUCGGUGCAAUCACCGGUUCACUGGCCACUCUCACCAUCGGAUACAUCUGGUACAGGCAAUCAGGAGCGAGGGACCUCCUCAAGGCGACGAAGACCACAAAGCAGUAUGUGAAUACGGCGCAACAGAAGCUCAAGGAGGCUACCCCAGAGCCUAACGAGGCACUCAAUUGGCUGCGCAAUGCAACAAACAGCUACGCUGCUUUCAUUCCCGGCGCUCGUGGCUACGUCGACGCUGCUUUUGACGACUUGGAUGCCAUUCGGGCGAAGCAUGGAGACGAGGUGGACCAGAUUGUGCGGGAGGCAUACGAUGAGCUGAGGGAUAUCGCUGGGAAGGGAGACUUGAGUUUGCUUACCGCACAGAAGGCGUGGAAUGCAAUUGUCAAGCACCUCGGCCGGAUCGGGGACUUGGCUGGUGAUGCUGCACAGCAGAUCUUGGACAACCAUCCUCAGCUGAAGGAGAAGGUUGGCGGUAACAUUGACGCUCUCAAAGAGAUGGGUCGCAACUACGGACCCGAGGCGAAGAAGGAGGUCGACAGGACAUGGGACCAGAUCAGUGACAUUGUAAAGACAGGCGUCAGCGCUCAGAAUAUUGAGAAGAUUCGGAACCUCAUCCAGGAGAAGACCGAGAAGGUCAGGCAGCUCGGCGAUGAGGCCUGGAAGAAGAGCAUGGAGCGGGCUGAACCUUAUCUUGACAAAAACCCCAAAGUCAAGGAGUUCGUCGAGAAGAAUGCCGAUACCCUCAAGCAAGGCAACGUCCAGGAGCUGUACCAGAAGAUCAAGAAGGCUGUCGAGAGUGGCGACAUGGGCGACCUGGAGAGCUACGUCAACAGCGCUGUCGGCACGGCCAAGGAUUCCGGGUUCUUCGAUCUUGACAACUACCUCCACAAGAUCCCCGGCGGUGACCAGAUCAUCCCCAAGUUGACCCAGCUAAAGGAGGUUGCCGAGAAGCACGGCGACGAGGCUCAACGGAUAAUGAAGGAGACGGUCAACGAGAUUUCGGAGAUUCUGAAGAAGAAGGGUGACGAGGCUGCAAAUCUGGCGAAGAAGGCGAAGGAGGACACUAAGAAAUAAAUAGAUGCUUUUCUUUUGUAAGGGGGCUUUAGAGUAGCAUGGGGUUUCUUGUAUGAUACCAGGAG